Euleptes europaea (tarantolino) is the source of this 2526-nucleotide messenger RNA. Its product is annotated as von Willebrand factor A domain-containing protein 5A-like. The record is from RefSeq and is a predicted model, not a curated record. NCBI's taxonomy places the organism in Eukaryota, Metazoa, Chordata, Lepidosauria, Squamata, Sphaerodactylidae. The transcript has 19 exons. The coding region runs from base 13 to 2526 and encodes 837 amino acids.
CCUCACUUAAACAUGACGGUUUGCGGCCUCCUAAAGAACUCUCAGGAGCCAGUGCCUUUGCAAAGCAUCUCCGUGGAUGUGGUGGUCCAGGGCUUUGUGGCCGACGUGGUGUCUGAGCUCCAGUACAAGAAUGAAGAGAAGAACCCGGUGGAGGUUACCUUUGUUUUCCCUCUGGACGACGAAGCUGCCGUCUAUGCUUUCGAGGGCCUGAUUGGUGGGGCACGGAUUGAGGCUCAGAUCCGAGAGAAGAAAAAGGCACAGGAGGAAUACGAGGAUGCCCUAAGUGAGGGACGGCAAGCCUUCCUGCUAGAGAGGGAGACGGACACCAAUGACAUUUUCACCUGCAGCCUGGGUAACCUUCCUCCCGGCGGGGAGGCCACGCUGAAGCUCCGCUACGUCCAGGCGUUGGCUCCGGAGCCUGACGGGGCUGUCCGCUUCGUCCUGCCUGCUGUGCUGAACCCCCGCUACGUACCCCGGGGGUCAGAAGGGGACACGGUCACCAAGCAUAUACCGCGAGUGCCCAAGGGAAAGCUCCCCUACACGCUCAGCCUCAGCGCCACACUGGAGUCCUCCCACCGCAUCAACCGGGUGGAAUCAAAAUGCAAUCUGGAGCCCCUUCACUAUACAGCGGAAGACCAUACUGCUGCCCAGGUCUCCUUGGCUGAAGGGCACCAAUUUGACCGGGAUGUGGAGCUGCUGAUUCAUUAUGAGGAAGUUCACAAGCCCAUCGCGGUCUUUGAGGCUGGGAAGCCUGGAGCUGCAUCAGGCUCCCUGAUGGGGGACCCAGCCCUCCUGGUUACUCUGUACCCCAGCUUACGCAGUGCCCCCAAGCCGGGCCUGAGUGCCGCUGGGGAGUUCCUCUUCCUGCUGGAUCGCUCGGGCAGCAUGGAUACCAGCACUGAUUACAACGUUCCUGAUGCGCCACAGCGCAUUCAGAGCGCCAAGGAGACCUUGAUUCUCCUGCUGAAGAGCCUCCCUCUGGGAUGCUUCUUCAACAUCUACGGCUUUGGAUCAACCUACGACUCGUUUUACCCGCAGAGUGUAGAGUACACCCAGCAAACCAUGUCAGACUCUCUGCAGCGCGUGAAGGCCCUAGAUGCUGACUUGGGGGGCACAGAGAUUCUGCAACCCCUGAAGGCCAUUUACAGCCAGCCAUGCCGAGAAGGACAUCCUCGUCAGCUCUUUGUGUUUACAGAUGGAGAGGUAUCGAACACAGGUGAAGUCAUUGCAGAAGUUCAGCGUCACAGCAGCUCCCACAGGUGCUUCUCCUUCGGCAUCGGGGAAGGGGCCUCCACCGCCCUCAUCAAAGGUGUCGCUCGAGCAGCUGGAGGCAGUGCUGAAUUCAUCACCGGCAAGGAACGGAUGCAGGCCAAGGCCCUGCAAUCGUUGAAGAAGGCCCUGCAGCCAGCAGUAACAAAGAUCUCUCUGAGUUGGGACUUACCUUCCGGUUUUGAAGCAGUGCUAGUGGGGUCUGGCCCCCAGGUCAUCUUCGAAGGGCAGCGCAGCCUCAUCUUUGCCCGGAUAUGUGGGCAGCAUCAGUCCUCAAGUGCCUCGGAGGGGUCCGUUGCACUGCAGUAUGACUUCCAAGACCAGACUUUCACGGACAUGGUGAAGUUCCCUCUCCAAGCUCAGGAGAGUAACAGGCUCCCUGUUCAUCGGCUGGCGGCCCGCACCCUGCUGCAGGAUCUGGAGGGUACCGGAGAGAAGGAGGAAGAAAAGCGGCGCCUGGCUCUGGAGACGAGCCUGAGCUCCGGGGUGGUGUGUUCCCAGACGGCCUACGUGGGGGUGAACACUGAGCUGGGCCAGACAGUGCAGGGGCCCCUCGUCCACCGAGAUGUCCCACAUGCAUGCAGAAACAUUGGGGGACGGACAGCCGGGAGCCGAGAGACACCCGACAAACAUGCCACUGCCAAGGAAAGAAGGACGGGCCCCGUCCUGCAAGGAAGCAGACGAGGGCAGGAAGACGGACUAGUCGGCAGCCGCUGCGCCGCACGAAUCAGGCGUGUCCCCGCUUCCCAGCUGAGAGUCGGGCAGGCCCGCCCAGAAAUAAUCGAUGAUUCACUCCAGGGUGAUUUUUCAGACCCAGGGACGCUUGGAGGACCCUGGAGAAGGUCGGGAGCAUCGCCUCUGCCGGUGGCCGGCAGGUCCCCAGCCCGCAGCGAAUGGCCGGACGAAGAAGAGCCCACCCCCAAGAAAGAGGAACCCCCUCUCUUGAGGCUGGUCUCCCUGCAGAAUGCGGAUGGCUCCUGGGUCCUCGAUGCCAGCCUGGCCAGUUUGCUGGGCCUGAGUGAGGCUGAGGUUAUGAGCAAAACACCCAAACAGGUGCCUCCCAACGUGUGGGCAACUGUGCUGGCCGUCUUGUGGCUCCACUCCCGAGCUGUGGAGCAGAGGGAGGAAUGGGAGCUCCUGGAAGCGAAAGCCCUCAACUGGCUUCAAGCAACUGCAGGGUCUCAGCUAGCAGACUGUGUGAAGACCGGCAAUGCAGUGCUGGGCAGCAGCGUGAGCCCCCAGGCUUUCGGUCUCUGA